AUGGCCUUUUUUGAAAUAUUAAAAGAUAAAGCUAUAAAUACAUUUAAUGAAGUUAUAUUAGAUAAAAAAAUUGAUGGAGAAGGAUUAACAAAAGAACAACAAUUUUGUAAAAAAUUUAAAAUACCUGAUACUCAACAAUUAAUUAAUGAAAGUAAUAUUCAAUUAAUAUAUAAUUCGGAAUUAAAUUCAUCAAGAUAUGAUGAUCAAGAAGAUUUUAAAUUUGAAGGUAAAAUAUAUUUAACUCAACAAUUUUUAAUUUUUAAAGAUUUUACUGAUCCAAGAGAUUGUACUUUUACUUUACAUUUAUCAACUAUUAAAAAAGUUGAAAGAGAAACUAGAUCUUUUAUUGGUGGUAUUAAUUUUAUAUUAGUUUUAACAACAAUAAGUAAAAUUCAAAUAAAAUUAUUUUUCAAUGGUAUAAAAUUUGAAGAUGAAAGAUUUGCUCAAAGUUUAUCAAAUUCAUUGAAAAAGAAUCAACCAAAUAUAAAGAAAUUACAUCCAUUUUUAAAAACCUGUUAUUCCGAAUAUAUUUUAUCAAAAAACAAUAUGUCAAAUGAAAAAAUUGAAACUUUACCAGAAGGUGGACUUGGAUUAGAAUUUAAAUUCCCUGGUAAUUCAAAAGAAGCAAGAGAUAAAACAAAAUUAAAAUUAUGGUUUGAUGAAUAUAUUGCAAAUGGUAGAAAUUUAUCAAUGAUAAAAAAUAAUAUGUUUUAUAAAUUAAUUCGAGUAGGUUUACCAAAUAAAUUAAGAGGUGAAGUUUGGGAAUUAUGUAGUGGAUCAAUGUAUUUAAGAUUUGAAAAUCAAGGAGAAUAUCAAAAUUUAUUAGAAAUAAAUAAAAAUAAAACUUCAUUUGCAAUAGAAGAAAUUGAAAAAGAUUUAAAUAGAUCAUUACCAGAAUAUGCAGCUUAUCAAAAUUCAAUAGGUAUAAAUAAAUUAAAAAAUGUAUUGGUUGCAUUUUCAUGGAAAAAUCCAGAAGUUGGAUAUUGUCAAGCAAUGAAUAUUAUAACAGCUGCAUUAUUAAUAUAUAUGUCAGAAGAACAAGCAUUUUGGUAUUUAAAUGUUAUAUGUGAAAGAAUACUUCCUGGUUAUUAUUCAAAAACAAUGUUUGGAACAUUAUUAGAUCAAAGAGUAUUUGAAUCAUUAGUACAACAAACAAUGCCAAUGUUAUGGGAUCAUAUCACAAAAAAUGAUAUACAAUUAUCAGUUGUUUCAUUACCUUGGUUUUUAUCAUUAUAUUUUUCAUCACUUCCAUUAGUAUUUGCUUUUAGGAUUAUGGAUAUUUUCACAAUGCAAGGUCCAAAAACAUUAUUUCAAGUUGCAUUAGCUAUAUUAAAAGUAAAUGGAGAAGAGUUAUUGAAAACUGAAGAUGAUGGAACUUUUAUAUCUAUUAUAAAAGAAUAUUUUCAAACAUUAGAUAAAUCAGCAUACCCCAAUUCACCACAAUUGAAAUAUAGAAAUACAACAAAAUUUCAAGAACUUUUAUUGGUUUCUUUCAAAGAAUUUUCAACUAUAACUGAUGAAGUUAUAAAUAGUCAUAGAAAUAGACAUAGAGAUUCAAUAAUGCAAAAUAUUUCUACAUUUGUUAAAAGAACAGAAAUUAGACAUUUACCUAAAACAAAAAAUAUACCACAACAAUAUCUUGAUAUUUUAUAUGAUAGAUUUUAUUCACUGGUUGAAAAAAAUAAAAUAAAAAAUUCAGGAUCAAGUACUAUGGAUUACAAAGGGUUUUUAAAAUUUAUGUCAGAAAUCUGUGAUUGGGUUGAAGAAGAUUGUAAUUUUUUACAAAGAUUAUUUAAAUAUUGGGAUUCUGAAAAACAAAAUCAAUUAACUUUUUCAGAUUUAGUCAUGGGGUUAAAUACAUUAGUUGAACCAGAUUUAAUGACUUCAAUGUCUAAUUUUUUUGAAUUAUAUGAUAUAAAACAUAAUGGUAAAAUAGAUCGUGAACAAAUUUUAAAAAUAUCAGAAGAUUUAUUAGAUAUAACAACACCAUGGAAAGAGGGCCAUUUAUUAGAUGAUAUAACUAGAGCAGCAGUAGAUGAUGAAGUAGCGGAAAAUUUAAUCAAACAACAACAAGAUAAAACCACUACCAAAAAUGGAGAUAUAAUAGAUUUACCACCUCACAUGGAAGUAGAUAGAGAAAAAAUUGCAUCACAACAAGCAGAAAGAUAUUUACAAGCAGCUAGUAAUUUUAUAAAUAGAUCAUUUGAAUAUGCACAACCAGAAGAAGAAGAAUUAUUAAUAAAAGAUUUAGCAAUAGAUGAAAAAAUAAUACAUAAUGUAGCAUUAGAUCCAAAUCAUCCAGUUUAUUUAAAUUUACCUACAUUUAGAAUGGUAAUAUUAGCAGAUGAAACUUAUGAAUUAUUAUUUAGUACCACAUUUAGAGAUUCAAUACAUUUAGAUCGAGAAUUAAAUGAUUUAAAAUUUAUAAGAAAUUUAAGAGAUAUGUUUGAUGGAUUAUUAGCUGAUGGUAAAAAAGUUGCAACAAAAGUAAGAAUGAGAAUGGAUUCAAGAGCUUCACAAUUAACAAAUUCAAGUGGAUCAUCAUCUAUAAAAUCUAAAACAUCACCAAAAGAAGAAGAUGAAGAUGAUGAAAGAGAUGAUGAUUUUGGAAUUUUAACAAUUGAUGAAAAAGAUAAAGAUUUGAUAUUAGCUACUGAAGCUCAAUCUUUAAAAGAUCCUAUAAAAAGAGGCUCAACUCAAGAAAGAAUUAAACAAUUGCAUGAUUUACCUGAAUCAAAUAAUAAAAAAUCUGAAAAUUUAAUAGAAUUUGAAACUUAA
Lodderomyces jiufengensis is the source of this 2778-nucleotide messenger RNA. RefSeq names its product Gyp2p (gene GYP2). Bases 1 to 2778 code for a protein of 925 amino acids. The transcript has a single exon. The record is from RefSeq and is a predicted model, not a curated record. Lineage: Eukaryota; Fungi; Ascomycota; Pichiomycetes; Serinales; Debaryomycetaceae.